Raphanus sativus (radish) is the source of this 1224-nucleotide messenger RNA. RefSeq lists its product as uncharacterized. NCBI's taxonomy places the organism in Eukaryota, Viridiplantae, Streptophyta, Magnoliopsida, Brassicales, Brassicaceae. The transcript is spliced from 6 exons. Bases 1 to 1224 code for a protein of 407 amino acids. The record is from RefSeq and is a predicted model, not a curated record.
AUGGCUCACUUCUGCGAUGCUCAUUUGUCAUUUCCUAUUCCUUCAUUCCUCCUGGAGAUUUUGGUUGAACUCGAGAUGGUGUUUACUCAGAUUAGUCCGAAUUUCUGGCGUUAUGUCUUGACUACAUUCCUCCGAGCCAGAGAGGAAGGUCUGGAAUUUGGUCUAGCGGAGAUGAGGCAACUUUAUACCAUAAAGCAGAGUAGCGGUUUCUCGGGAACAAUACUCCUUGCUCCGCGCGAAGGUCGUUCUGUUAUCAGUGGUGUUCCUAACAAAGACGUUUUUUGGAUGGACAAAUUUUUUGUCUUCAAGGUCAAACCGGCGACGUUCGGAGACUUCGAUUUUUCUUGGAUCCCGAAGAAAUGGAACGAGAGAGUUGAGCUGUUCGGCUGUGCCAGUAUGACCCCGAAGUUGCAAGGGUUAAUCGCGGCGUUUCGCCCGGGUGAGUGUGAUUGGUCUAGUUUCACUCCGGAGCGGAUUCGAGCUGCUUAUGCUUUGCCUCCAGGCCUUAAUCGCGCUGCUCCUAUAUUGCUCGCGGAACCAGUUCGUCCUCAAAAAGAUCGGAAAGGGAAAGGGGUAAAGAGGGCGGAGCCUCUUGCGGAGCCUUCUGAUGCUCUUUCGGACUCUGAACCUUUGAAGCGAGUUCGAAGAAAACCGGACAAACGGUUUCAAGCCCCAUAUGAGUCGGGUGCUGGCGGAGAAACUGCUUCUGAAGCUCAACGAAUUCGUCGUCGGGCUAUAGCGGAGGCCCUUUUGAGAGAACUCAGCAUAUCGAGCUCGGAACCUCCUUAUGCGAAGCGAGAUUCGGGCGAGGGUACUUCUCGGUUUAACCUGAUAAAACUUCCUCUGGAUUGUCAAGGCGGCUCUUCGAUGGCGUUCUCGUAUGACAACGACGCUCCAAUUCUCGAGAACACUGAGCAGCUCGCGUUGAUCUGGCGAAAAAUAAGGACUCUUAAGUGCGAGCUCCCUCCUUUGGAACAGAUGCGAGGUCGUGAGGCUUACGCUAUGGAGGCCAGUAACGAGUAUGCUGCUUUGAUGGAGGAAUUGUUGGCAAGCGAGCAGCAGCGAGUGAAGGAGGUCGAAGACUUGAAGGUGUAUUUGACGACUAGUGAAGCAGAGAAGGUCGCACUUGAGGGGGACCUUGAUUCUUUGAAGGAGAAGUUCAAACGUGAGGCCGAGGGUCGAGAGAAAGCGGCUCGAAGGAGCGACGCGCUGCUUGUCGGCUGA